CUUCAUUCAGCGAACGAUGUGUGGUGUAGCUGUUUUUAAUCGGUAUCGGUGAUUUUACGUUCUCGAUGAUGAUGAUGUUCGAUUUUAUGGGACUAUGCUGAUGUAAACAAAAACCAGAAUGAACGAUGCAUAUGCAUUUCCGAUGACAGUGUGGACAAUUGCCUGUAUAAAUACAAGUAAAUCUAGAAUUGUUAAUUUUGUUUGUAAAAAGCGAAAGUAAUCCUAAUCUCGGAAUGAAGAUGGAUGUAAAAUUAAAUAUAUUGACACUAAAUUGUUGGGGAAUUGUGGGCAUUAGUAGACACAGAAAACAAAGAAUGGAGGCUAUAGCAACUCAUAUUGCAUCUUCUAAUUAUGAUUUUGUAUUCUUACAAGAGAUAUGGAGUCAAGAUGAUUACCAGAUGAUUUGUAAAAAAUCUGCAGAUGUAUUACCCUUCUCUUACUAUUUUCAUAGUGGAGUGCUUGGCAGUGGAGUCUGUAUCCUCUCCAAGAGCUGCAUUGUGGAUGCAGCACAGUCUCAAUAUUCCCUAAAUGGUUAUGCUCACAAAAUUCUUCAUGGUGACUGGUAUGGAGGAAAAGUGGUUGGACUCUGCAAAGUCAUCCAUCAUGGAUUAAAAAUUAACUUAUAUGUGACUCAUUUACAUGCUGAGUACAACACAUUCCAUGAUCAGUACCUGCCUCAUAGGGUGGCACAAGCAUUUGAAUUUAGCCAAUUUGUUCAGCUCACCUCUGAGACUGCAGACCUGAGUAUAGUCGCAGGAGACUUCAAUACUGAACCAACGGAUUUGCCAUACCGAGUCAUUGUUCACAAUGCUGGCUGCCUUGAUGCUUACCUCGCUCAAAAGGAUCCUUUUGUUUCAGGGGAUGAAUCUAUCAAGACUACAUGUGGCCAUCCAGAUAAUCUUUACACAAGUCGCAAAGAGCUCAAUGAAUGUCCAACUGGGAAGAGAAUUGAUUACAUCCUCUACAAAUGUGGGGCUGGUACCCAUGUUGAAUGUCUUUCUUGUAAUACAACUUUGGGCAAGAUUCCUGAUUCUUCCAUUCCUUAUUCUGAUCAUGAAGCUGUUAUUGCUACAUUACAUGUUUUCAAAUCUCUAGAGGCACCAAGAAUGCCGGAAAAUCCCAAAGCUCGAUUAGAGGCCAUCGAUAGCAGCCACAUUAUUUUGCGGAAAAACAUGAAGCAACUGCAAAACAGUCGACUACUAUUCUUCAUGAUCAGCUUCUUGUUGAUGGCACUGCUUGCUGUCACUGCACUGAUCGAUAACAUUGGAUUUUUUGAAAUAUUUAUCAUUUUCUUCCAAUUUGUGGCAACAUUUGCACUUGCUUUCUGCCUCUGGAUGGCACUGAUAGUGAACAAGAUAGAGCAGAGUGCUCUUAUGUCGGCAUGCAAAGCGAUGGAAGUUUUGACAAAUGCUUUAAUGAAUGAAUACAACAUGAAACUCUCUACAACAUUUCUUCCUUCAGCUCCACCCCAAGAAGUUAUUCUGUAAGUGUUUGUGUCAUUUGUUAUGAAAUUACCUCCUUUUUUAAUUGUAUUUAUUUCAUAAUCAGGAUGAUUAUUACUCACUAUGUAUAUAUAUGUUGUAUAUGCAUACUUAUGCAUAACUUUAGUUGUAGUAGUUAUUUUGAUUAUCUGAAAUUUAACCAAUCAUAUCAAAAAUAUCAUUGUAUUAAUAUAUAAAUUAUUAUUUUUUUCCGUCCUAUUUGUAAACCCUGAAAACGUUAUAAGCUGCUGUCAUUCAGAGACUUAGUUUUCAAAAGCAGGUUUGCAUAAAAUGGAUGCUGAUAAACAAUCUGUUCCGAAAAAAAAUCUAAAUAAAAGAUGAAUUUUUUAAAAAAAAAUGCUUUUUUUUUUACUAUGUGCAGAAAAAGAGUGAUUUAUGUUCUUUAUUUUAUUAUAUGUUCUGUUUUGAAAGCUUUAACCAAAUUACUGAAUUAAAAGAAAAAAAUUUGAAAUAUUUGCUAAAAGAGGUAUCUGAAACACUGACGUCUAGCAAUGCACCUGCAUCUUUCGUGCUAACAAUGUGCAUUAAAUAUUUUUAUCAAGCAAUCUAAUACAAUGAAACUAAAUUAUAUAUUUUUGUUCUUUAUUUUAUUGUAUGUUCUGUUUUGAAAGCUUUAAAUAAAAUUACUGAAUAAAAAUAAAUAAAAUUACUGAAUAAAAAAAAAAUUUGAAAUAUUUGCUAACAGAGGUAUCUGAAGCACUGAGAUCUAGCAAUGUACCUUCAUCUUUUGUGCUAACAAUGUGCAUUAAAUAUUCUUAUUAAGCAAUCUAAUACAAUGAAACUAAAUUAAAUAUUUUUGUUCUUUAUUUUAUUGUAUGUUCUGUUUUGAAAGUUUUAAAUAAAAUUACUGAAUAAAAAUAAAUAAAAUUACUGAAUAAAAAUAAAUAAAAUUACUGAAUAAAAAAAAAUUUGAAAUAUUUGCUAAAAGAGGCACCUGAAACACUGACUUCUAGCAAUGUACCUUCAUCUUUUGUGCUAACAAUGUGCAUUAAAUAUUCUUAUCGAGCAAUCUAAUACAAUGAAACUAAAUUAAAUUUUAAUAUAGUGUUUUUUAAUAAUGAAAAUAUUUUAUCUAAUUCAGGCUUCUAAUUUUUCUGUUUAUUUAUAUCUAAUUUAUUUUAUUGAAUGAACUGUAGAAAAUAUUCUUAGAGUUAAUUUAUAUCUUUUGAUAAUUUAGUACAAAAAAAAUAAUAUUUAAAUUGAAGCAAUGUAUUUACAUGUAAAGCAAAGAUCUAAAGUUUUUUGUUAAAUCUUUUUUUAGUGUUAAGUAAUAAGCUCAAAUAUUGCUCACAAAGCCAUUGAUCAAAGAUAUUGCUUUGUAUUAUGCAUGCUCACAUCAAUCAGUGUGUAAGAAAAGUAAUUUUUUAUCCCUGAACGUUAUAUAUAUAUAAAUUUUAAAAUCCAUAAUGAAAUCAUUAUGCUUUCAGUGUUAAAAUGUUUAAAAUCAAAAUAUUGAAUGUUCUAUAUGUAAGUUAUAUUGUAAACUCUUUUCAUGGAUGAAAUACUUUCUUAAUCUUUCAUUGUUAAACUGAAUAAAUAUUAUAAAUUAGUUUAUUUAUGAACGUUUGAUUUUUUUUUCCCGGUGUUAAUCUGAUAAAAUUUUCUGACAAUUCAGGAGUCACAGAAUCUAUUUUAGUUGUACUGUCAAUAUCUUUUGUUUAAUUAUUUCUUUUUAUUUAUUUAAUUUUUAAUUAAAAUUAAUUUACUGCCAUUACUGUCCUAAUACCUAUUUUUAUGCUUAAAUCAGUUUUGCAAUUAGUUAGUUUAGUCUCUUAAUUAAAUCUUGAUUUCAUGCUAAUUUUUCAUCAUUCCUUUGAAUGCUAUUUGGGAAUUACUGUUUGGGGAUGGUUAAAAUUAUUUCAUUUUUAAGAAAAUGAAAAGACACUAGCAUUUCAAGGUAUAGAUGAAAAAUACCAGUCUAUAAAUAUAAACCUAGUCAAAUUUUUACUGUUUUCGAAAGUUCUAUUUUUGUAUUGAUAUUUGUACUCUUUUUACGAAAUUUAUUAUUCAACUGUGUUUUUCUGUAAAUGUUACCUGUCACUUAUUUUCUAUCUCUGUUAUACAAUAGGUCUUUUGAUGUCAAACUGUAUAUUUAGGACAAUUUCGUGAUUUUUGUUGCUUAGUAUAAAAAAAAAAUUAUUCCAGAAGUAAAUAUUUUGAAAGAUUUUAAUUAGUUUAAUAAAAAUUUGUUGAAAACUA
Molecule: messenger RNA, 3701 nt
Organism: Parasteatoda tepidariorum (common house spider)
Lineage: Eukaryota; Metazoa; Arthropoda; Arachnida; Araneae; Theridiidae
Gene: nSMase
Product: neutral sphingomyelinase
Molecular function (GO): sphingomyelin phosphodiesterase activity
Source: RefSeq, a predicted model, not a curated record